Bacillus rossius redtenbacheri is the source of this 1219-nucleotide messenger RNA. Its product is annotated as tetraspanin-7-like. Gene Ontology annotation, cellular component: plasma membrane. The record is from RefSeq and is a predicted model, not a curated record. Bases 82 to 801 code for a protein of 239 amino acids. The transcript has 5 exons. NCBI's taxonomy places the organism in Eukaryota, Metazoa, Arthropoda, Insecta, Phasmatodea, Bacillidae.
GCGUCCGCCAUUUCAGUCCGCGACUCCGUGGCGUGUUGUUGUUAGCGUGUGUUCAGCUCGACGCUCAAGCUGGCAGGAGAGAUGGGGCAGAGACUGCAGACCGUGGCUGCUAUGGCCUGCAUGAAGUCCUUGCUAAUGCUCUUCAACUUCGUGUUCUGGAUGACGGGCGUGGUGGUGCUGGGGAUCGGCAUCUGGAUGCAGGUAGAGCUGUACAAGUACAUGGAGCUGUCGGCGGACUUCUCCAGCACAGCGCCCUACGUGCUGCUGGGCACGGGCGCGCUCAUCGUGCUGGUGGGCUCGCUGGCCUGCUGCUGCACCGUCAAGGGACAGCCCGCGCUGCUCUACUCGUACGGCGCCUUCCUGUUCCUGGUGUUCGUGCUGGAGCUGAGCGCAGGGGUGUCCACGUACGCGUACCGCGGCAAGCUGCAGGCGGGCUUCGACCGCGGCCUCAACCAGACCAUCGCCGCCUACGACCCGGCCACCGCCAAGGGCAUGGACUUCAACUUCAUGCAGAAGACGCUCCACUGCUGCGGGAACCACGCCUACACGGACUGGCGGAGCUCACCCCUGGGCAAGGUGCCGCCAUCUUGCUGCCAGAACGACACCAGCUGCGACACGUCCAACCCCCAGGAGAUCUACUCCAGGGGCUGCUACGACGUGGUGGUGGACUUCCUGAACGGCAACAUCGGGCUGGUGGCCGGCUCGGCGCUGGGGUUCGCCUUCUUCCCGCUGCUGGGGCUGGCGCUGUCGUGCUGCCUCGCCAAGAACAUCAACAAGGCCAAGUACGAGCAGAUGGCCUGAGGGCGGGCCCGCCCGGUGUCUGCGCCGCCCGAGGACCUGUAUUGCAGCCCGCCGCGCCCCGACUAGCCCUCCACUCUCUCCACUCUCUCCACUCCUUUUUGUUUGUAGCUGACACCGUGAUCCAUUAUACAGUCAUUCAUUUCAGUUCCUCCAUUGACCACAACCUUUGAAUGUAUACAGGGGUGUAGCCAGGGGGGGGAGGUUGUUUAGGGGUUCAAACCCCAACCCCUCCCCCCCCCCUUAGCACCAAAUCUUUAAUUUCUUAUUCAUCACUCAAACAAAUUUCAUAUAGUGAUUAAUAAAAUUUUUACCAUUACAAUAUUUAAAUUUAACUACCGAAAACUGCUAAAAUAGCACUAUUUUACACCUUAAAAACCAAAUUUUCUUGGGGGAGGACCCCUGGACCCCCCCCCCCCCC